Messenger RNA from Komagataella phaffii GS115, 1836 nucleotides. RefSeq lists its product as hypothetical. The record is from RefSeq and is a predicted model, not a curated record. The transcript has a single exon. The coding region runs from base 1 to 1836 and encodes 611 amino acids. NCBI's taxonomy places the organism in Eukaryota, Fungi, Ascomycota, Pichiomycetes, Pichiales, Pichiaceae.
AUGACAAAACUUACGAUUCUGCUUUCGGUUCUGCUACAGUUGUUUUCUGUUCUUGCAGAAGUCCCUAAAAAAACGGAAUGGUCCAGCCAUACUACGUACUGGACUAGUACACUUGAAGCAUUAAGGACUGUAACGCCAACAGGAACAGAGAGAGCUGUGAUAGGUGAAGCUCCUUAUGAGUACAAACUUAUUGGAAAUGAUCAAUUUGACCCCGGUUUAAAUGCUAAACGAGAGAUUAUUGAUUGUGAGGCAGUUUGUUGUGGAGCAGUGCCAACAUCAGACCCACUUAAAAGGAGAGACGUCUGUGAGUGUGAAAAUGUCUGCUGUCCAGGAGAUGACUGUGAAACGUACGUGACCACAACCCAACCAUGGACAGGCACUUACGAGACCACCUACACGGUUCCGCCUUCGGGUACUGAGCCAGGAACUGUUGUGAUCGAGACUCCCGAAAUUACUGAUUGUGAAGCAGUUUGUUGUGGAGCAGUGCCAACAUCAGACCCACUUAGAAGGAGAGACGUUUGUGAGUGUGAAAAUGUCUGCUGUCCAGGAGAUGACUGUGAAACGUACGUGACCACAACCCAACCAUGGACCGGCACUUAUGAAACCACUUACACAGUUCCACCGACCGGAACUGAGCCAGGAACCGUUGUGAUCGAGACUCCGGUGACCUAUGUGACUACUACCCAACCAUGGACCGGCACUUACGAGACAACUUACACAAUUCCACCGACCGGAACUGAGCCAGGAACCGUUGUGAUCGAGACUCCCGAAAUUACUGAUUGUGAAGCAGUUUGUUGUGGAGCAGUGCCAACAUCAGACCCACUUAGAAGGAGAGACGUUUGUGAGUGUGAAAAUGUCUGCUGUCCAGGAGAUGACUGUGAAACGUACGUGACCACAACCCAACCAUGGACCGGCACUUACGAGACAACUUACACAGUUCCACCGACCGGAACUGAACCAGGAACUGUUGUGAUCGAAACUCCGGUGACCUAUGUGACCACAACCCAACCAUGGACCGGCACUUAUGAAACCACUUACACAGUUCCACCGACCGGAACUGAGCCAGGAACUGUUGUGAUCGAAACUCCGGUGACCUAUGUGACCACAACCCAACCAUGGACCGGCACUUAUGAAACCACUUACACCGUUCCACCAACAGGCACUGAGCCAGGAACUGUUGUGAUCGAGACUCCAGUGACCUAUGUCACUACCACUAAACCUUGGACUGGUACUUACGAAACUACUCACACGGUUCCUGCAAGUGGCACGGAGCCAGGAACUGUGAUUAUUGAGACUCCAAUUAAGUACUUGAACACUUCGAUUUCAGCAUCUACCAGCACAUGGACUAAAAUUAACACUGUCACACAAUUUAUUUCCUGCCCUGUUUGUACUAUACCCAAAACGAUCACAGUUACUCCAAAAAUUUCAAAUGAGACUGUGACUAUUAUUAUUUCUCAACCUCAUGGCACUUCUUCCAGAACUACCACUGUAGUCAAAACGGACGGUGCCUCUGUAAGUAGCCACAGCUACAAAACAGCACUGACGACGGACGUGAAACCAGAGGAAAAGACUAGUACGAAACUUGGCACAGUUACAACUGUUAGUGGUUCACAUAGUGCUAUUGACACUGUCACUGGCAGUUUAAGUGAUUAUCAUGCCUCUAGUAUCCCUCAUACUGUUAAGAGUGAGGAAAAAGCUUCUUCUACUGUGACACAUACCAUAUCAUCAUCUACUGUUUACCAAGUUUCUCCUUCUAAUGGAGCAUCUUGGUUAAGUGUACGACUAAACACUGCGUUGAGUAUAAUUGGUACUCUAUUUGCAGCGGUAUUCAUUUGA